Molecule: messenger RNA, 837 nt
Organism: Talaromyces proteolyticus
Lineage: Eukaryota; Fungi; Ascomycota; Eurotiomycetes; Eurotiales; Trichocomaceae
Product: conidial pigment biosynthesis 1,3,6,8-tetrahydroxynaphthalene reductase Arp2
Exons: 2
Coding region: 1-837 (278 amino acids)
Molecular function (GO): oxidoreductase activity
Source: RefSeq, a predicted model, not a curated record
AUGGUUGUUCUCAAUAACGGCAACAAUGGCACCAAUGGCCAAAGCAGCCAGGCCAUUCCCAAAACCCUUGUCGGGAAAGUAGCUCUAGUCACUGGAGGUGGCCGCGGUAUCGGAGCUGGUAUUGCCCUUGAACUAGCCAAACGAGGAGCCUAUGUCGCUGUCAACUAUUCUACCAGCGCUAGUUCUGCCGAAGAGGUCGUCCAGGCUAUAGAGGAUGCCGGUUCUCGUGGUGCCGCCUUCAAAGCCGACCUCACAAAAGUGGAGGAGAUUGAGGGACUUUUCCGCAGUGUCGUCGCUCAUUUCGGUCGUGUCGACAUAGCAGUGUCCAACUCAGGCCGGGAGAAAUUCAAACCAUUGAGUGAGACAACACUCGAAGACUUCAAUGAGGUGUUUGACUUGAACACGCGUGGUCAGUUCUUUGUCGCCAAGGCUGCUCAUAAAUAUCUUGAGCAAGGGGGUCGACUAGUCCUGAUGUCGUCUAUUGCUGCCGGCGUCGGUGUUCCUGGCCAUGCUCUGUAUGCAGGCAGCAAAUCCGCCGUCGAGGGUUUUACGCGUUGUUUCGCUGCUGAUUUUGGCGAGAAGCGGUGCACAGUAAAUGCUAUUGCGCCGGCCGGAAUCAAAAGUGAUAUGUGGUUGAAGAAUUCAUGGAGAUAUGCGCCAGGAUGUGACAAGACUUCUUCACUCGAAGAGAUCGAGACCGCGUUGGCUAAUGGCAGUCCAUUGAAGAGAUGUGGUGUUCCAGCCGAUAUUGGAAAGAUCAUUUGUUUCCUUGCUAGCCAAGACGGUGAAUGGAUCAAUGGUCAAACUAUCCCAGUCAAUGGAGGCGCUAACAUUUAG